This is a messenger RNA of Hyaena hyaena (striped hyena), 2600 nucleotides long. It is a transcript of the gene TNFRSF9, whose product is annotated as TNF receptor superfamily member 9. Gene Ontology annotation, molecular function: signaling receptor activity; cytokine binding. The coding region runs from base 153 to 935 and encodes 260 amino acids. The transcript has 8 exons. Gene Ontology annotation, cellular component: external side of plasma membrane. Gene Ontology annotation, biological process: negative regulation of cell population proliferation; apoptotic process. The record is from RefSeq and is a predicted model, not a curated record. NCBI's taxonomy places the organism in Eukaryota, Metazoa, Chordata, Mammalia, Carnivora, Hyaenidae.
CUGCAGCCUUUCUUGAGCGACAGAACCUCACUGCUCUGAAAAUCGAGGAGUGGAAAGUUCUUCACCAGCCCUGAGAUCUCAAGAGUGGUAUUUGUGAAACCAGCUACUUUGAUUAAAAUCCUUCUGGAAUCUGCCUUGCUUGUGUCAUACCUAUGCAAGAUUUCAUCAUGGGCAGUGGCUAUUACAACAUCGUGGCUACCAUGUUGUUGGUCGUGAAUUUUGAGAGGACAAGAUCAGUGCAGGAUGCCUGUAGCAAAUGCCCACCUGGUACUUUCUGUGGGGAAAACAAGAAUCAGAUCUGCAUUCCUUGCCCUUCAAAUAGUUUCUCCAGCACCAGUGGACAAAGGGCCUGUGACAUAUGCAGGCAGUGUGAAGGUGUUUUUAGGACCAGGAAAGUGUGUUCCCCCACCAGCAAUGCAGAGUGUGAGUGCAUCUCAGGAUUCCACUGCUUGGGGGAGAGAUGUACCAUAUGUGAGCAGGACUGUAAACAAGGUCAAGAAUUAACCAAAGAGGGUUGUAAGGACUGCUGCUUUGGGACAUUUAAUGAUCAGAAACAUGGGAUCUGUCGGCCCUGGAAAAACUGCUCAUUGGAUGGCAAGUCUGUACGUGUGAACGGGACCAAGGAAAGUGACGUGGUGUGUGGACCGGCUCUGGCCGACUUCUCUCCGGGCACGACCUCUGCCACCAUCCCUGUGCCUGCAAGAGAUCCAGGUCAUACCUCCCAGAUCAUCAUCUUCUUCCUCGCACUGAUGUCAGUUGCCGUGCUGUUCCUCAUGUUCGUUCUGGCUCUCCGUUUCUCUAUUGUUAAACAUGGCAGAAAGAAACUCCUGUAUUUAUUCAAACAACCGUUUAUGAGACCAGUACAAACAGCCCAAGAGGAAGAUGCCUGUAGUUGCCGAUUUCCAGAAGAAGAAGAAGGAGAGUGUGAACUGUGAAGCAAAAAUCCACAGUGCCUCUGCAACCAUCUUGGAAGAAUCAACAUGGAAACAUGAGUGAUCCCACUAUCACAUCUUUCUAAAUCGAAAAACACCAUCCUAGAUAAGACUCAAGAUUACCCCCCUCUCCAAGUUUUCUCAAAAUGCUAACAGGUUGGCCUUUAAAAAUGUAUCUCUUUGAAGGGGAUGUGUAGGACUAAGCUGGUGGUGGUAAAAGGGCAUUUUCUUGUUUAAUAGGUUUGAGCUGUUUUUUUUUUUAAUCCCAAAGAGAGAGAAUUAUACUGCAAAUGAAGUCAUGUAGGCCAAUGGCCCAGCUAAAAUGAUAGUCAAAAUCAAUUUCCAUUUUUUUUUGUAUGUAUGUAUGUGCGCUAAUAUGCAGAAAAGCCGCAGAUGCAGGAAAUACCCCCAAUCAAACUUUCCCUGGGUUCAGAUAUUUGACACAAUGGGCUCUACUAAUGCAAGGAGGGAAAUAUGACAGUGCCCAAAUUGAGGUCAAGGGCUAACUAUCUCAGACCUUGAGGUAGAGUUUUGGAAAGAGUUUGGAUGUCUUUGCACAUCUGUAGCCCCUUCUACCCUAGGAUCUUCUGCUUUGUGACUCUCUUCUCUGAGACAGGAAUUAUGUUUUGGUCUUUUGUUGUUGUUUAACGUCCUUCUAAUUUAUUAUUGAAGUAUAAUUGAUGAGCAAUGUUAUAUUAGUUUCAGGUGUAUAACACAGUGGCUCAUUUCUGUACAUUGCUCAGUGCUCACGAGUGUAGUCCCCAUCUGUCACCACAGGAUCAUUGACUGUCCCCCCUGUGCUCUACUUGUCAUCUCUGUGACUUAAUCAUUUUACAACUAGAAGUUUAUGUCUCUUAGUCCCCUUCGUCUGUUUUGCCCAUUAAAAAAUUUGCAUAUGUGUUUUUAAUUCUGAAAAACAUUAAACAUAAUAUUUGAUACAUGAAUCAAUGAAAGAGGUAGGAAUGAACCAUUCUAGAAUGAACACCCAUGAGCCCACAGACCAACCAGGGUCCCACAGCAGGAGUUGCCAGACCCCCAACCACCAAAUCUGAGGCUUUGAACGGCUUAUGAGCUAAAAUUUACAUGUUUAAAUAGUGAAAAACAAAUCAAAAUAAGACUAGUAUCUCAUGACAUGCAAAAGUACGUAAAAUUCAAAUUUCAGAGUCCAUAAAUAAAGUUUUAUAGGAACACUUGGCCACACUCAGGUGGCUUUUGCAUUAUAACAGCAGAGUUGAGGAGUUGUGACAAGAGACAGUAGGGCCCACAAAGUCUACAAUAUUUAACAUCUGACCCUUGAUAGGGUCAGGGUCAAGGUCAGAGCAUUCACCUCUGUGUUGCUUCCCUCCCCCAUCUUCUGCCAAACUCCCCACCUCACCCCCAGGCACUGUCUCUCGGGAGCGUCCAUUCAAUCCAUUCCCUUGUUUUUGUUUUUGUUUUUGUUUUUAAAACAUUGCUCAUAUAUUCAUGUACCCCCAAACUACAUUAGUUUUGCUUGUUUUUUGACUUUAUGAAAAUGGUAUUGUGCUGUAUGUGACUUGCUUUAAUCACUCAAAAUUCUAUUUAUAAGAUUCAUUCAUGUAAUUGUGUGUAACUGGAAUGGAUUCAUUUUAAUGAUUGUAUAAUUUUGCAAAUAUACCAUAAUUUAUCAAUGUAUUCUGAGCCAAAAGA